This is a messenger RNA of Cryptotermes secundus, 2592 nucleotides long. Its product is annotated as ETS translocation variant 1. The transcript has 11 exons. The coding region runs from base 68 to 1900 and encodes 610 amino acids. The record is from RefSeq and is a predicted model, not a curated record. Gene Ontology annotation, molecular function: DNA-binding transcription factor activity, RNA polymerase II-specific; sequence-specific DNA binding. Gene Ontology annotation, cellular component: nucleus. Gene Ontology annotation, biological process: regulation of transcription by RNA polymerase II; cell differentiation. Lineage: Eukaryota; Metazoa; Arthropoda; Insecta; Blattodea; Kalotermitidae.
ACAAGUCGUGCUGCAGAAUGAGGGGCUGAAGAUUCCUUGGCAUGUCUGGCCCUGUACUGUGUGGUGUAUGCGGUGGCCUGCGAGGGAUAUGAACCUGGUGCCUGACCAAGAAGUGCCAGCCUCAGCGGCCGACGUCAGCAGAAGCGUCGGAUCUGCAUUUGGUUUGCACCAAUCCACGUCGCCGGAGUGCCUGCCCGCGGGAAAGGCGGUCUCCGUGGGGCAACAGCAGCCCCCGGGGGCAACGAGCUUCUUCCCCCUGCAGCAAAGCCAGCUCCCCGAGAAGGCCGCCCCUCGACACCACCAGGAAGGGGACAUCUUCCACGAGUUCCGCCAGACACAGGAGCCCUGGUUGCAGGAAGAGAGCAGUUGCGAGACGGACGACAGUGAGCAGUAUGUUCCGGAGUUCCAGAGCCACCACCACGCGGCGCCACCAGGCUGUUCGAGCAUCAAGCAGGAACCCCGGUCUCCAGGUCUCUUCAAGCCGUGUUCGCACCUCGCCGCACCCUGUCCGUACCCGGGCCCCACAGGGGGUCACUACGCCACUACAGGGCCGUACUCGAGCUACGGGCCCCCAGCGGGGUUUCCCUCGCCGUGCUCACUUACAGGCCUGCACAAGGAUCCUGCACGUAACAGGUACACACCACCCCCUCCUCCGCCCCCCAGGACGACGCUGGACCCAAAGUGUGACGAGCUGGUGUCGACGCCGACGGCCCGGUCCGCCUUCUUCAGCUUCCCGUCCAGCAGCUGCUUCAGGGCGGCCUCCCCGUGCGAGCGGCCCGCGUACAGUCACGUCUCCGUGAAGAAGGAGCCCUGCGACAGGGGCUACGAGCCGGAGCUUCAGGGGCACCCACAAGGGCCCGGGGGCUCCUGCUACGCGGGUGGCGCUCACUUCCAGACGGCCACAGGCAGCUCGGCGCGUGCAGAUCCGAAGACUCUGGCUGACGAGUACAUAAAGCGAGACAGCGGGGCUGGGACCCCCGGUACUGGCGGGAGCAGUAGACCUCCUUCAACGUCCUCCGUCACUUCCGGAUGCUGGGGCGGAGACGUAAGUUCCGGCGGGACGGGCUACCAGCAGCGUCGCGGUUCGCUGCAGCUCUGGCAGUUCCUGGUGGCGCUUCUAGACGACCCCAGCAACAGUUCAUGCAUCUCGUGGACGGGGCGGGGCAUGGAGUUCAAACUGGUGGAGCCGGAAGAGGUGGCCCGACGCUGGGGUGUACAGAAGAACCGGCCCGCCAUGAACUAUGACAAGCUGAGUCGCUCGUUACGCUACUACUAUGAGAAAGGCAUCAUGCAGAAGGUGGCGGGGGAGCGCUACGUGUACAAGUUUGUCUGCGACCCGGAGGCUCUGUUCAACAUGGCGGCCUACAGUGGCGCCGGAUCGGAGGGCAACAGCAGUCACGGUCUCCACCACACGCGAGGCAGUGCCCCAUCGGUGUCCAGUGGGGCGGAUUCGUCGUACGGUGACAUGCUGGCCAUGUAUAGUGGUGCCGGUGGCCCAGUCGGGAGCUACACCCCGCUGCACCACUUCCAGCAGUACCUUGCGACCGGUGGGCCGCCCAGCAGUGAACAAGGGGGUAUCUUCCGGUCACCUGCAGGGUCCCGCUCGGCGUACCUCCACCAGUACCCCAGCAAUAACAACACUGACCUCGAGACAACCUGCGCGCGCAGCAGUGUGCAAGACCUGUCGAUAGAUGGCAGCAUGUCACAGAAGCCUAGUUACCUAGAUGGCAGCAAAACCUGUGACGAUGCUGCUCAGAACUCUAAUGUACGAGGUCAAACUGCAGAUAGCAGCACUAGCAAACUGGCGCCCGGCCGCGGGAGCUCACAAGAUAAUGCAGCCCCCCACAAGCUUGACUCGCCGGCGUUCCAUUGUCUCGGUGUAGACAGCUGUGUAUGUUGAGGUGUCAUGCGUCUUUUGACUUCUUUCGCUCAUGUUAGGUGAUCCGCCGGCCAGCACCUCCUCUUGGGGAUCACCUGUCGGCCAAACUUCCGAAGGGGAGAGGCCUUCACAAGAUAUUUUUAGAAGAAGAAGAAGAAAUGGCGAAUUUUCUUUUUCAACAGCUAAGAUGACAAAGUGCCUUGAAUAGUAUCGUAUUCUAUUCCGCAACGUUGUGUACUUCGGAGACAACCCGACGUUUCGAGGGAACAUGUCGCCUCCAUCUUCAUAUUUACUCAAUACUCUGAAGAUGGGGGCGACAUGUUCUCCGAAACGUCGGAAUUUCUCGGAACUACUGUACAAGGCGUCAGAACCCAGAAUACACUACUUUUCAUAGUCACCGCCGUGAAAACCCCUGAUCCAAAGUGGAUGAUCCAGUACUGUGGAUUUAUUACCUUCUCUUUUGCCCCUGAGUGAUGACAACCCUCUAUACACGACGAUACAUCACUGUCUUACAGGGUAAAAGGAAAAUUUAACGUUGUCCCUGUGCUUAACUAAUGAAGCACUACGCCAUGAAGGUGUAUGGGGGAAUGGAUGUAUAGAUCCACAUUUUCUUGACCUCGGUACUAGUGGUACCGAGCGGUCCGCUUCAUGACCCGGCCGCUUUAACCCCCGGUACCCAUUGGAUAGGAGGUUGGGUGGACCUCAGAGCCGGU